Messenger RNA from Pimephales promelas (fathead minnow), 2613 nucleotides. RefSeq names its product zinc finger BED domain-containing protein 4-like. NCBI's taxonomy places the organism in Eukaryota, Metazoa, Chordata, Actinopteri, Cypriniformes, Leuciscidae. The record is from RefSeq and is a predicted model, not a curated record.
CCUUAUCCUCACUCUUUUACUGAUGCAUGUUUAAUAGGAAUGUGACAGCAUUUAAUUUUCAUAUAAUGAUUAUCGCUGAAACUUACAUCACAGUAUCCACUAUAAUUUUAACUUAUUAGCGGGAGUGGCCAUAUAUGACUUGUGUGUAACUAAUUAUUUUAGUUGUACAGAAACUAUUUUUUUAUGCUUCUUAAAAUUGUACACUUUAUUUGUAAAGGAAUUUGGCUUAAUUUACAGUGGUGAACUGCAAGUGCCUUUCUCCCAUGUUACGUAAUGGUAGUAUAACCAAAGAAAAAAACAAAAGUGUUCUCCAUUUUGUAGCAUGUUUGUAUCUUGAGACCUUAUCUAGCUAAAGUGAUAAACAGCUGCCACUACUGCUUAUACAGUCAUACAACAUCAUAUACCAGGGGUAUUCAAUUAAAGUUUGCCAUUCCAAGAGGUCCGGUCUCUAUAUUUGCUUCGCAGCAAAGGUGCAGACAUUUUUUCUUUUGUAAAAGGAAAGAAUUUAUACACUCAAAAUUAGGGAUGCACCGAUACCGGUAUCUGCUAUCGGCCUCAAUACCACAUUUUCUAAAGUACUCGUAUUCGUUAAAAGUCCCUCGAUACCGGGGACCAAUACCACGGUCUGAGAAAUGUCUAUGUUUGAGCGGCGUGUAAGGGGUUAAUCACAGGCACCGAGUACCCGCCCCCAGGCCCCGGCUGCAGCUCAGAGUGGGAAGAAGUUGAGGCGAAUGAGACGAGACAUGCCAGCCGUGUAGAACUAUUUCAAAGUGAAUGAAGAUGACAAAAUAAAGGCUGACUGCAAAUUGUGCUCAGCAAAAUUGUCCAAAAGAGGCUCAAAAGGUAUCACAUUUAACACAAGUAAUUUAAUCAAGCACCUAAAAUCCCAACAUGACACAGAGUACAAAGAGUUUACUCACGCUUCUAAACCAACACAACCCAGGCUGCAGCAAACUCUUGCGAGACGAGAUAAAAUGUCCAGAGACAAUCCACGUGCUGUGAAAAUAACACAGGCAAUUAUCGAGUACAUUGCAUUGAGUGAUCAGCCACUCUCGGAGGCAGAAAAUGUGGGAUUCCGGCGUCUCCUCCAUGUUCUGGAGCCCAGAUAUGAUGUCCCAAGCUGCCGCUACAUGACUGACAUGGAGCUGCCUAAACUACACGACUGAGUGCAAAAACAUAUCCACAGCCUACUGCAAGCCUCCUCUGCGUUUAGUUUCACCACAGAUAUUUGGACAAGCAGUGUUAGCCCCAUGUCGCUAGUUAGCCUAACCUGCCAGUGGAUAGACAAGAGUUUCACGCCGCAACGAGCCAUAUUACAUGCGAAACAAUUCCGCGGCUCGCACACCAGCCAGGCUAUAGUGCAUUGUGUUUGAGGAAAUGCUCCAGACAUGGGGUAUACCUAAAACACCAGUUCAUGUUGUGCUUCGUGACAAUGCCAAAAACAUGAUUAAAGCCAUGAAUGAUGCAGGGCUCCCAAGUCUGCCGUGUGUCGCGCACACGCUCCAACUGGCUGUUCACGAGGGCUUAUUAGCACAGAGGAGCAUCGCUGAUGCUAUAGCCGUGGGGCGGAAAAUAGUUGGGCAUUUUAAACAUUCCGCCUUAGCCUACUCCCGCCUCGAGGACAUUCAGGGACAGCUCAACCAGCCAAUAAAGAGACUGCAGCAGGACGUACAGACGCGCUGGAACAGCACGUAUUACAUGCUCCAGUCCCUCAUUGAACAAAAGUGAGUGCUGGGUGUGUACGUGUCCAAGCAUGAGCUCCCUGACUAUCUCACAGCUCACCAAUGGGCUCUUAUGGAGAAGACUGUUGCCAUCCUCGCCCCCUUUGAGGAACUAACUAAAAAAGUGAGCAGCUACGACGCACUAGCCUCUGAUGUCAUCCCAGCUGUGACUGUGCUAGUGAGACUUCUAAACAGAGAAACAGACGAGGACCACGGCGUCAAGAUAAUGAAAGCAACCUUACUGGCAGCUGUCAAGAAGCGCUUCAGUGACGUCGAGACCAACCCACUGUACUUCAUCUCCACCAUACUUGACCCAAGGUAUAAAGAUCGCUUCUUCUCCAGCAACACUGCUCCGGAGGCCAAGCUGCACCUGAAGCAGGAGCUGCAGAUGAUGUCCAGAGCUGAGGCAGAGGGGAGUCAGGCAGAAGCUGCAGAACCUCCUGCUAAACUGUUCCUCAAGUCCCAGACCAGCACUAGCAGCUGUCUGGAUACUGUAUUUGAUGAAAUCGCUAAGGAGCAGCCCGAGGUAGCACAGUGGCUGGCAGCAGGUGCUUCCAUUGAGCUCGACACAUACCUCGGAGAGGCCCCAAGCCCUCGUGAAGACAGUCCUCUGAAGUAUUGGGUGUCAACAAAAUCAGGUUCCCCACUUUGGCUAAAAUGGCCCAUAAAUACCUCUCAGCCCCAUGUAGCAGUGUGGAAAGUGAAAGGCUUUUCAGCGCAGUGUCACACAUUAUAGAUGAAAACAGAAACAGGCUGACUGCUGAUAAUGCAGAAAAGCUACUUUUCUUGAAAAAAAACCUGCCACUCACUUUUUCUAAAUUGGCUCCUUUAAAGGGGUGAUGAACUGAGAAAUCAAAUUUUCCUUGAGAUUUUGACAUCUAAGAGGUCAUCA